Messenger RNA from Phragmites australis (common reed), 1049 nucleotides. Its product is annotated as zinc finger protein 36-like. Gene Ontology annotation, molecular function: DNA-binding transcription factor activity. The record is from RefSeq and is a predicted model, not a curated record. Bases 153 to 797 code for a protein of 214 amino acids. The transcript has a single exon. NCBI's taxonomy places the organism in Eukaryota, Viridiplantae, Streptophyta, Magnoliopsida, Poales, Poaceae.
CGGCCUUUCCGGCUGUCCCUAUAUAUCACACCCCAGCCACCUCCUCCACUUCCAUCUAUCUCUCAUCAAUCACCAGGUGCCACUUGCGUGUAAGAGUCUAGAACCUAGAAGUCCAACAACACCACCAGAUUUUUCAUCAGCUAGCUGCAGCCAUGGUUAACGGAUUGGAAGCUUUAGUUGACCCGACCGUGCUCUCCCUCUCCCUCUCGACGCCGGAGCUGAAGAAGGAGGACUACCUCGCCAUCUGCCUCGCCGCGCUCGCCGGCACCACAGGAAGCGGCCUGAAGGCUGCACUCCUGCAGGAGGGGCACGGAAAAUGGUCCCCAAACCCCGCGGCGCCCGUGCUGAUGGAGGAGCUCCGGUUCCGGUGCACGGUCUGCGGGAAGGCGUUCGCAUCGUACCAGGCGCUCGGCGGGCACAAGUCUAGCCACCGCAAACCGCCCACGAGGGAGCAGUACGCCGCUGCGGUUGCUGCCGCGCAAGCAUCUGCAGGUGACUCCGAGGUGACGGCGUCGUCGGGAGGGACGGCUAGUGGCGGGCCGCACCGGUGCACCAUCUGCCGGAAGAGUUUCGCCACGGGCCAGGCGCUCGGCGGGCACAAGCGGUGCCACUACUGGGACGGCUCCUCGACGUCGGUCUCCGUGUCCGCGUCUGGGACGGGGUCAUCGGGUGUCACCGUAAGGAACUUUGACCUGAACCUGACGCCGGUGCCGGAGAAUGCUGGAAUAAAGAGGUGGGCGGAGGACGAGGAGGUGCAGAGUCCACUGCCGGCCAAGAAGUUCCGGGCGUCUGAUUAAUUGAGCCCUUGUCGAUCGGUUCAUGUAAAAAGGGAGCUAAACAAUAAUUGUUCGUUAAUUAUUUGAUUCAUUGAUGCAUUUAAUUUUGCCCUUUGUUAGAUGAUAGGUUCUGGCGCCGUCAAAUGUUGUGAUCAGGAGCGCGGCUAGAUACACGCAUGUGUUGUGUAUCAUUUUUUUAUUGUCUGGUCAGGAUGUAUGAAAAUGUUCGUUGAUUCAUGAAAUUAUGAGGGAAAAAACCAUAGUUAAUCAGAA